Messenger RNA from Megachile rotundata (alfalfa leafcutting bee), 2959 nucleotides. RefSeq names its product lanC-like protein 2. NCBI's taxonomy places the organism in Eukaryota, Metazoa, Arthropoda, Insecta, Hymenoptera, Megachilidae. Gene Ontology annotation, cellular component: plasma membrane. Gene Ontology annotation, biological process: peptide modification; carbohydrate metabolic process. The record is from RefSeq and is a predicted model, not a curated record.
UCUAAUUAUCUCAUUAUCUGUUGCAAAAAAAUUUCAUAAUUUUUGGCUAUCAUCAUCAAUACGGUUUGAUUAAUUGCACGUGGUAAUAAAUUAUUCUUAAAUUGAGAUGAGUGGAGUUGACCAUCUCUGGUCUAUGGUAUGACGAAACACCUCUGGCACACUGAAAUUAUACCAAAAAAGGAUAAGCGUUAUUCGAAAGGACGUUAUACAACUUAGUCGAGAUCCACGCAAUAACCAAUGAAACGAAGUCGGCAAUUAUUGACAUAAACCAGGAGUCAUAAUUACUUGUACAAUCAAAGCUUAGCGGUUUGCAACAAAUUGACGAUAAUGAAAGUGUAUUUCGUGAUUAUAGCUAUGGCCUUGUUACGAGAAAGUAGACAUUAGAAACGUGUGAACUAGUAAACGUAUCGCCUUUAGGCAAAAGAACGGUAGCGAGUUCUUUGAAGCCAUGUCACUUCUUUAAAGUGUUCCCACUGAUUGUCAUUUGAUUGUUCCACUCCUUUGUCAUAAUUUUAAUUCCUUACUGCAUGAGCUUUCUGUGUUACUCGAUUUUAUAAGAGCAGACGAAAAUACUGUUUAUGGGAAAAUUGUAUCGAAAACAUUUUCAACAUUAUUCAAAUCUUUAUUGAUUAAAAAAUAUUAAAAUGUGUCAUACAUAACAUGCAGCAUAGUCACAAGAAAUAAAUGAAAGUUCGGUUUGUGACAUGUAUGACCCGCUAUGCGGUAAGGGGUUAAUUGUCCCAAGUUUGCACAUCGUACGAACAAAUUCCCCUUCGUAUUCUAAAACCGCACGAGAUGAUAAACAGAGUCGGCUGACUCAUCGCUCUUUGAACAUGUGCUGAAAAGUGGUCCGGAAACCGCGCGAUACGUAGAUGGAAAUAAUGUUGAUGGAAAAAAUAGGUUAUGCGGCGGUCAUUUACUGGGGAUACAAAUUCUCUCGCAACACUCUAUACAAAAUCUACAAUAACUUCUUUUCCACCGCGUGCGUGGAUCUGUAUUCGAUGGGUAAAUGGGCAGUAGUCACAGGAUGUUCCCACGGAAUAGGAAGAGCGUACGUCGAGGCUCUGGCAAGAAUGGGGUUAAACAUCAUUCUCGUCAGUCCUGAUACGGAAAACUUGAAGGCGAUUGCUGGUAAUAUAGAGUCGAUGUACAAUGUGAAAACGAAAGUGAUCAAGCUGGACUUAUCCGAAGGCCUGGAAACGUAUAACGCUAUCGAGAAGGAGAUGUUUGGUUUGGAAAUAGGGGUGCUGAUCAACAACCUGGGUAUGUCGUACCCGCAUCCGGAAUAUUUUCUGAAUCUUCCUCACAAAGAGAAGAUCUACAUGAGCAUCAUACACUGCAACGUGGUAGUUGUCACGAACAUGUGUCGCAUUUUAUUGCCACAAAUGGUGGUCAGAGGGAAAGGAGUGAUCGUGAACGUUGCCUCGAUGGUGGCCGUAUUGCCGAGUCCUCUCCUAACCGUAUUCGCAGCCACGAAGGCGUACAUAGUUAAAUUCAGCAAGGACUUACAAAUUGAAUAUGCUAAACAUGGUAUAAAAAUGGAUGAUAAUCGACAUUAUAAUAAUCCAUUUGAAGAUUAUUCUAAUUCUUCUUCGAAAUCCUUUGUGAAUGUUGCUACGAAUGAGAUUAACGAAAAUUAUAAAGAAACGCUUCGAGUGCAUACGAAGAGAUUAUUAGACCGGCUAAAGGAAAAAAAACAUCAUUGGACAUAUAAUGAUGAUUGUUCUGUAUAUACUGGAACUGCAGGGAUCGCAUACAUGUUUUUUCAAUAUGGGAAGUGUUUUAAUGAACCAGCUUAUAUCGAUGAAGCAACAGAGUUAUUACGAAUAUGUGUAAGUAAAUUCAGAGGCAAAAGAGAAGUUACAUUCUUAACUGGUAUUGUGGGGCCAAUAGCUCUGAGUGCAGUAAUUCUUAAUGCACAAGGCAACAGGGAUGAAGCUCAUAAUAUGAUUUCAAAAAUCAAGUCACUGUCUACAUACGUUUUGGAUGAAUGUAGUGAUUUGCCCGAUGAAUUACUUUAUGGGAGGGCUGGAUAUUUAUUCUCCCUCCUAUUUAUAAAUUCAAAUAUAUCUCCCCAUCCUAUAGAAGAUGAACUUAUCAAACAGGUUAUUGCACUCAUAAUUAAAUCUGGAAAUGUAUAUUCUGCUUCAAGAAAAUUUAAAUCACCCUUAAUGUAUGCUUGGCAUGAUUCAGAGUACAUUGGUGGUGCCCAUGGUUUGGCUGGAAUACUAUACAUGCUCUUACAGGCACGGCAGUAUUUAACAGAGAGUCAACUGACAAGAGAUAUAAAACCAGCACUGGAUUUUCUUCAAAACUUACGGUAUCCUUCUGGAAAUUUCCCAUCCUCUAUUGGAAGUCACACAGAUAAACUGGUGCAUUGGUGCCAUGGUGCACCUGGAAUGCCUAUGUUAUUUUCUUUGGCUUAUGAGAUAUUUCAAGAUAAUCAGUACUUAAACACAGCUCUACAAUGUGGAGAAGUAGUUUGGGCAAGAGGUCUGCUUAAAAAAGGAUAUGGAAUAUGUCACGGAGUAGCUGGAAAUGCUUAUACAUUUUUAUCUCUCUUCCAACAGACAAAGGAUAUAAAACAUCUGUACAGAGCUGCUAGGUUUGCAGAGUGGUGUAUGGAUUAUGGAAAAAAUCAAGUUAGAUCCCCUGAUAGACCAUUUUCAUUAUUCGAAGGUCUUGCUGGAACCAUUUACUUUUUGAUCGAUAUGCAACAUCCGGCCACGGCAAAAUUCCCGGCAUAUACUGUUUAAACUGGUUAAACUUUAAAGAAUAUCGUUUUCCAUAAAUGUCCAGUUAAAAUAAAAUUAAAUCUGUUAUCGUACAUAACUCCAUUUCCCUAUUAUGUAUUUACGAAUUACGUAUUUAUCUUUAUGACAUGCAAAUCGUGUAUAUUUUAUUUAUGCACAAUAAAUUUGAAACACUCCAUAUCCGUAAGUGGUGUUUGUUUAUAUAA